AUGAAGACAACGCUUGGGCAAACGCGCGAUCUCCAAAUUCUGGAACAAGCAAUAAAGGAUCUUUGGAAAGAAGAACCUGCGGAUGGCUGAAUCCGGAAUACUAACACAUUUUGCUGGGUAAUCGUACUAGGCACAAUCAUGGUAGCAUCGCAGAACAUCAUUCGCAUGAACACCCAU
Molecule: messenger RNA, 177 nt
Organism: Strongylus vulgaris
Lineage: Eukaryota; Metazoa; Nematoda; Chromadorea; Rhabditida; Strongylidae
Source: the annotation of a GenBank genome assembly